Molecule: messenger RNA, 3885 nt
Organism: Ictalurus furcatus (blue catfish)
Lineage: Eukaryota; Metazoa; Chordata; Actinopteri; Siluriformes; Ictaluridae
Gene: phactr4b
Product: phosphatase and actin regulator 4b
Exons: 14
Coding region: 463-3054 (863 amino acids)
Biological process (GO): actin cytoskeleton organization; neural crest cell migration
Molecular function (GO): actin binding
Source: RefSeq, a predicted model, not a curated record
GAGUGACAUUCCAUUCUUCAUAUUGUUAACCGUAUUGUUCUAAUUAAGUAUCUUUUUGUCUUGCACAAGAGCAACCUCUUAAUCUCUUCCUUAUACACACACACACUCUGACCCUGGCUCCCUGGAAUGAUGGGUAUCCAUCUGCAGUUGUGCUAACUUACAGGCUUAAGUCAGGGAGGCAGAGGGACGGUCAGUGUAAAGGAAAGGGGUGGGGAGUUGCAGAGGGAGGAGUGCAGAAUUCCAGAAGGGAAGAAGGGAGAGAAUGUUGGUGAAAGAGACACAGAACAGAAGGGAGCACUCUGUAACGAUCAGUGGGUAGAAGAAAGAAGUGGCAGUAAGAAGGCCUUCUGAAGUGGAGAUCCUAGGCAAGUCAAGAGUUGAGCAGGUGGGACUCUUGUUGCUCAGUACAGAGUGGCCUUUUCUAGGUCACAGCUGAAAGCGUAGGCCCUUAGGGCCAAGAGUAUGGGACAGAGCUUCUCUCUGGAGAUUGCAUCUCAGGACACCAGCACACACACCGAUAAUGAAAGCAGCCACCAGCACAAUAGCACAGGGAGUGAAGGGGGUGAUAGCACCCCUCCCCCCAAACGCAAGGGCAAGUUCUCUACGCUGGGCAAGAUCUUCAAACCGUGGAGAUGGAGGAAGAAGAAAAGCAGUGAGAAGUUUCAGGAAACUUCAGAAGUUUUGGAAAGAAAGAUGUCCAUGAGAAGACCACGGGAGGAGCUGAUAGAGCAGGGAGUUCUGAAGGAGCUUCCUGAGAAUGAGGCAGAUGAGGUGCAUAGAUCCAAGCCCCCGUAUGUGAAGAAUGGCCACACACUGCCUGUAGGAGGCACCAGUGGAAGUGGAAGUCGGGGUAUCGAGCCUGUUCGGCCUACAUCUGAUUUGCAAUUCAGGGUCAAUCCGGAGCGCAGGGGUCGUGACCUCUCUGAUGCAGAGCGACGGGCAGUGACUAGCCAGGAGGAGGGUUGGAGAGGUGGACGGGCAGCAGUAGAUGAGUGGAAACCAAACAUGGGCUGGCUGGGAGAGGAAAUGAAGCAUGGAGGCAGAAUCCACCCAGACACAGAGAGAAAGCCCGGUCUGAUCAAAGCCCCAUCAGAGGAUGGAAGACGAACUCGCCCUGAGGCCGAUUGGAAGCCCAGUCUCCCCCGUCACUCAUCCGCUGAGGAGGGCAGAGGAAGGAGAGAAUCAGACAGCAGUCACUAUGUUCCCGACCCCGAUGCUCUGAGGGACACCCUGCGAGAACCGCUGCCCCCUAAGCAGUCUGUCAUCUCCCCCAAAUGGCUGAUGAGCUCCACCACAGAGUCUGGCACUGAGGCCUUGCCCCACACACCCAUCCACAACCCUGCAACCUCAUUCUCCUCCUCCCCUGUCUCCUCCAACUCUCCGUCCUCCUCCGUCUCCAGCGUAGCCACAAAGACCGUGCGGACUGCCUCAUCUGCUGUGGCCAGCGUGCCCCUCGCAUCCUCCUCCAACCAGUCCUCCACCCAAGGACCAGUGCCAACACAGCCUACUAGGCAGCCCCCACUCCCUCCACCCAAACCAGUCAACCGCACCACCAAUGCUGCCAUGCUGGCUUCCACCCUUCAAGGGGGUGACCCCUUUCCCCUCUACUGGUCCUGCUGGAAGCGUGAGGCUGACUAUGAUGUCUACCUGUCCCUGCCUGUGUACUUAUGCCGUCGGGCAGGAGGUGGGCGCACAGCUGAACUCACGCAGGUUGUAGGAAGUGUCAACCAAGCUCCAUCCAAGCCAUCGCCACCUAUGCCUCCCAAGAGAACCACGCCAGUCACGAAGCGCCACACUGAGAACUCCAUCCUUCCCAUCUCCUCUCUGCCUACUAUACUCUCUCUUGAGGACAGGGCAAACAUCCCAGGAGGGUUCCCACUGCCCCCGCCUCCACAGUCCCCACCUCUCCCCACACACAUCCCACCCUCCCCUCCUCGAGGACACCCCCACCAGCUCCUCCACCAGCACUCCUACCCUCAUCCUCUCCCCGACCCACUGCCUGUCCAUUUUGACCCCCCUAGCCCACAGGAAGAGCUGCCUACACGUCAAGCCCCAGUGCCCCUGCACAUCAUGAUCCAACGGGCACUGAUCAGCCCCGGAGCUGCCCUCCCUCACCUGGAUGCCUCCCACCGUGCCCACUCACUGCUGUUUGAAAACCCUCCAGAAUACCAAGGAUCUCGCCCACUGCCAGUCACCAUCCAGCCUUUAAAAAUGGCUGAAGAUGACUACUCUGAUGAAGAGGAAGAGGAGGAAGAUGAAGAAGACGAAGAAGAGGAGGAGGAGGAGGAGGAUGAAGACGAGCCACCUCCUGAACACCUCCCUCCCCCUCAAAUUCAGCCAGAGCUGGAACCUCGCAGCCGCAGGUGCCUAGUGGGUGAUGUAAAUAUCCGAAUCAUGCCAGAGGGAUCAGACAGCAGUGAGGAAGAGGAAAGAGAGGAAGAUCAGCAGGCUGAUGAGAGCGAUUCAGAUGGCUCUGUGCUUUACAAAGAGGAGGAAUCCGAUGAAGAGGAAGACAGUCCACCGAGUAGUCUGGCCAGCAGGGUGAAGAGGAAGGACACUUUGGCUCUGAAGCUGAGCAGUCGGCCCUGUGCCCCAGACAGACAGAUUCCUGAGAGGCAGACCAGAAUGGAGUACACAGGUCUGUCGUGGCAGAGCAAAGAGCAGUGGGAGGCCAUCCGCACACAGAUUGGCACAGCACUUACACGACGACUGAGCCAGAGGCCCACUGCUGAGGAGCUGGAACAGAGAAACAUUCUACAGCCCAAAAAUGAAGCUGAUCGGCAGGCAGAAGUUCGGGAGAUCAAACGCAGGCUCACCAGAAAGUUAAGUCAGAGGCCAACAGUUGCUGAGUUACAGGCCAGAAAGAUCCUGCGCUUCCACGAGUACGUGGAGGUCACACACGCUCAAGACUACGACCGUCGUGCUGACAAACCAUGGACCAAACUCACACCUGCCGACAAGGCUGCAAUCCGAAAGGAACUCAACGAGUUCAAAAGCUCUGAGAUGGAAGUACAUGAAGAAAGUAGAAUUUAUACAAGAUUUCAUCGUCCAUAACAUCUUCCAUUAACCGGAAAGUGAAAAGUGAAGCACUUGAGCACUGGUGGCAGGGUGUGUAAGUGUGUAAGUGUGUAAAGGAGCUUCAGGGUGUUUGUGCUUCCUGACAAAUUGCCCUUCAGUGAAUGUACUGUAUAGAUACCUGGAACAAAUGGAGAACUUUUUUCCUCAGUCAUCUGCCCUUGUGUAAAUAUGACAGAUGGGAGGGCUGAGAACUGAACAGUUCAGUAUUUCUCCCUGAUGUUGGAGGGAGACAAACAUGUGCCAACCAGAGCACUAGUGGAGCCUCAAAAAUGGAUGUACAGUGUGCGGGCCAUCAGGAGAACAUCUCUCAGGAACCGAGAUCCCCCUAUAGCAGCAUGGGUCUGGGAAAGGAAGGUCAAGAGUGACCAUUAUACUUACAUAUUCAGUUUGUUUCCUUUUUCGGGAAAUGUAUAAAGCCUAACUAAUAAUAGUAUUAAGAAAUGAUAAUAAUAAAUAAUUGUUAGAUUCUGAUGGUGGACUGAGCAGAGUGUACAGAUGGACUUUGCAUGGACAAACAGGAAUAUUUGUGUAUGUGUGUAUAGUGUUGUAAUUUUCUCUUAGGCUGAAUCUUUUAAAUGUACUCAUUAGAAACUGUAAAGCACAAGGUUUUAUGAUGUGUUGUUACAUUUGUGUGAAAUGGCCAGGUUUAUUUAUGCCUCUCUCUUACUUUUGCCCUCCCUUUGCAGCUUAUUAUUGGAAAAGGAGAAGGGGGGAAAUGAUGGCCUUUUACUCUACUUUGGAUUUAUUUUAGUCUUUGAGCAUUUCACAUCAUGAUUUUAAUCUCUCUCUCUCUCUCUCUCUCUCUCU